AUGAACACUUAUCAAUACGAGCCGCUUGACGCGAACAACAAGGAAAUACGCGUUUUACAUCUCCAGCCUGGCGCCUUCGAAGAUCCCAUCCACGUAUCUAUCGAGCACAUUCAUUUCGAUCCACCUACACGUAAUGACUCGUGGGGAGUUGGUGACGAAGAGCUUCAGACAGUGCGAGGAACACUUCCUUCCAACUGGAAAGCUCACAGAACUCUUGAGGGUCGACUUAUCUACUCACUCUGGGAUGAUGAAGGAUCAAAUGUGAUUAACACUUCAUGGAAAACCCCGGAUUCCAGUCCAAAAGACUACACGAAAAGCCAACACGCUUUAGGAUUACCUGUAAAUAAGAUUGACAGCGCAUUCGAGGCUGUCUCCUACACCUGGGGUACCAUUGGCUGCCCCUCGGACAUCGAUAUCGUCCAAGAGCAAUCGCUAUCAACUAGGGUUGGGAAAAUCGCUAUAGGCCUUAAUCUUUGGAAACUACUGCAUCAAAUCUGUAGGACGUCUAUGCGCCGUACUUUGUGGAUCGAUGCCAUUUGCAUCAAUCAGAACGACCUGCUCGAGAGAAGUGAAGAAGUUCCGAGAAUGCGUGCCAUUUUCACAUGCGCAGAACGUGUCAUUAUAUGGCUAGGGGAGACUGCGCAGGAUUCAACCACGGCUCUUCACGCCCUCAAUCUUAUAGGGAGGCAACUCGAGUACACACUCGACGACUACUUUUUGCCAGCUCCGGAUCAUACCGAAGCAAAUUGGUGGAAUGCAAGCCUUACUAUACCGCUUGAUAUGCCUACGUGGAAUUCGAUUGAGGCUCUGAUGCAACGUUCGUACUUUGAAAGGCUCUGGACUGUGCAAGAGGCCCAAGUGGCCAGCCCUUCUUCACUCGUGCAGUGCGGUGCAACUGAAGUUCCAUGGUACUACGUGCGUAGAGCCUUUAUACGGUGUCGAUAUCAGUUCGAAAUAUCUUCUCAGGUGAAUCGAAGAUUCACCGAUCAUCUCUCCCGUAAUCUACGGGGCUAUUCUCCUAUGAUUCUAUUCGCGCUCGCAUCCGAUCGCAAGUGCAGCGAGCCACGAGACAAGGUUUUUGCGAUUCUAGGACUAUUGCCGCCAACACUCACCAGGCGCAUUCGGCCGCUCUACUCGCUGCCAGUAGAAGAUGUGUACAUGCAGGCUUGUGUGGCAACAAUUCAAUCGACACGCCGCCUAGGAAUUCUAGAAUGUGCCAAUCCGCAGCACUCAACUGGUGACUACGCGACCUGGGUACCGAACCUCACGCAAUCGAUCUUCCGACGUUAUAGUGUCGGAAGAUCAAGUCUUGCCAGUAGCUUUUCUGCCUCGCACGUAUCGUUCCAAUCGCCAUGUUGCUUACAAGUGCGCGGCGUCCUUCAUGGACGUAUCACGGCUGUCAGCCACAUAACAACUAGCCAUGCCACGCACGACUAUCCAACUGUCUGCGAAAUUAUUGAUCGGCAAUUUCCGAAUAUGACUGAUGAAGCUCGCCUGAGUACAUAUCUGUGGGUGGUAACUCAGGGCUAUCUGAGCGACCGAUGGCACAAGCAUGUCGCAACUCCUACUUUGCGAGAAGCUCAGGCCAUGCUUCGAGAUGCCUGUAUAAAUGUUACGCCGAACGUACAAAAAACCUACAGGGACUGGUUCGAAUCGAAUUUGACGGAACAACGGUCCGGCAGAUUUUUUGUGACUGAUCACGGCCAUGUCGGCUGUGGUCCGCCUUCCAUUCAUGUUGGUGACCAGAUUUGCAUAGCGCUAGGCUCUGAUCACCCUAUUUUGUUGAGGCGUACGGUAACGGAGGACGAAUCCACAAUGAUGCAUCGUUAUGUUGGACCAUCGUACAUACAUGGCCUCAUGGAGGGCCAAGCACUUUUAGGUCCUCUACCACAUUCAUGGGACAUGAUCAUCGAUCAUUCCAACCACAUCUCCAGUUUCUCUUUCUUGAACCACCAGACGAAAGUAUGCACCACACAAGAUCCCAGGCUAGGUCCGCUGCCUCUAGAGUGGGAGGCAGUCGAGAAAGAGUAUGAGACCCGACCCCCGUUCUAUGUACAGCAUCAUCGCAACAAUGUUACUGGUGAGUUUAUCAACUCAGAUCCCCGACUAUCACCAGAAGUACUCAAAGCCCGAGGUGUGGAUGUGACCACGAUCGUCCUCGUAUGA
Parastagonospora nodorum SN15 is the source of this 2166-nucleotide messenger RNA. RefSeq lists its product as hypothetical. Lineage: Eukaryota; Fungi; Ascomycota; Dothideomycetes; Pleosporales; Phaeosphaeriaceae. The record is from RefSeq and is a predicted model, not a curated record. The transcript has a single exon. Gene Ontology annotation, molecular function: protein binding. The coding region runs from base 1 to 2166 and encodes 721 amino acids.